AUGACAGUUUACUUCUCAGGGACCCCAAGCAUCCAGAAGAUGCCGCAGAUGAUGCCCUCAUCAACUUUUCUCGAGGUCUAUACCGCCCAGAACGUUGCAGAACCGCAGAACAAGGAACAGAUCAUCUGUGGGCCUCUAGACUACCUCCUAUCGUCUGGGGGAAAGAACAUCCGAAACAAGCUUAUGCUGGCGUUCAAUGAGUGGCUCCGGAUUUCACCAGAGAAGGCAGAAAUUAUAAGCGAUAUUGUGCAUCUGCUGCACACAGCAUCUCUGCUGAUUGACGAUAUCCAAGACUCCUCUAAGCUUCGACGAGGGAAACCAGUCGCCCAUAGCAUCUUUGGUGUGGCUCCGACCAUUAACUCCGCCAACUAUGCAUACUUCCUGGCACAGCAGAAGCUGUCCGCUCUACACAGCACAAGUGCUAAUGAUGUCUUUGUCGAGGAGCUUCUGAAUCUUCAUAGGGGCCAGGGGAUGGAUUUGUACUGGCGAGACACUCUGACGUGCCCUACGGAGGAACAAUACAUUGGCAUGGUCCUAGACAAGACGGGGGGGUUAUUCCGACUCGCAGUCAGGCUCAUGCAGUUGGAAAGCCAUCAUACAUGGUACGGCAGUCUAGCCGAAUAUCAUUUUAUGAGCGUGACUGACAAAAUCCGCGACGACAUUCUUAAUCUCCAGGCCAGCGAGUAUGCCAAGAAUAAAGGCUUCUGUGAGGACAUCACGGAGGGGAAGUUUUCGUUCCCUAUUAUCCACAGCAUCAACAGUGACCCGGAGAACAUGCAGCUUGUGAAUAUCCUGAGACAGAAAAGUGACCAUGAUGCUCUAAAGGCCUAUGCGGUUGACUACAUCACCUCGACGCGAAGCUUCACCUACAGCUACAAGAAGCUGAACUCAUUGAUUGCAGAGGCCGAGUCAAUGAUGGAUGAAAUGAAUGCACAGAUGGGCCCCUCCACAGGUGCUUGA
Messenger RNA from Aspergillus viridinutans, 960 nucleotides. Its product is annotated as FPP/GGPP synthase family protein. The transcript is spliced from 5 exons. Gene Ontology annotation, molecular function: prenyltransferase activity. NCBI's taxonomy places the organism in Eukaryota, Fungi, Ascomycota, Eurotiomycetes, Eurotiales, Aspergillaceae. The record is from RefSeq and is a predicted model, not a curated record. Bases 1 to 960 code for a protein of 319 amino acids. Gene Ontology annotation, biological process: isoprenoid biosynthetic process.